Messenger RNA from Talaromyces proteolyticus, 1632 nucleotides. Its product is annotated as putative dimethylaniline monooxygenase. Gene Ontology annotation, molecular function: N,N-dimethylaniline monooxygenase activity; flavin adenine dinucleotide binding; NADP binding. Lineage: Eukaryota; Fungi; Ascomycota; Eurotiomycetes; Eurotiales; Trichocomaceae. The transcript has a single exon. Bases 1 to 1632 code for a protein of 543 amino acids. The record is from RefSeq and is a predicted model, not a curated record.
AUGACGAUCGUCCAAUCUCGUUCCCCUAGCCAUAUAAAUUUGGAUGCUCUCAUUAUCGGUGCUGGCUUUUCCGGGAUUUACCUUCUCCACAAACUGCGGGAUGAGUUAAAGCUGAGCGUUAAGAUCUUUGAAGCGAAAUCAGAUAUCGGCGGCACUUGGCAUGCAAACCGCUAUCCCGGCGCACGAGUUGACUGCCCAGCACCGUUGUAUGCCUACUCUUCGCAGAAGGUGUGGAAGUCUUGGACAUGGGGCGAGAAGUAUCCAAAUCAAAAGGAAUUGAAGACCUAUUUCGACCACGUUGACAAAGUUCUGAACGUGCGGAAGGACUGCUUCUUCAAUUCUGAAGUCAACAGUGCGACAUAUGAUGAGGUCUCUUGUCAAUGGACUGUCCACACCGUGAAUGGCAAAGUGGCAACGGCUAAGUAUCUGGUUGUGGCUGUUGGCUUCGCCUCCAAGUCUUAUGUCCCGGAUUGGAAAGGAAUUGCUUCCUUCAAGGGUACGAUUUAUCAUUCAGCUCAUUGGCCAGAAGGUGAUGUUGUUGUGAAGGGUAAGAAGGUGGCGAUCAUUGGAACUGGGUCAACCGGCAUCCAAAUCACACAGGAGUGGGCUAAGGAGGCAGAUGAGACGUUUCUCUUUCAAAGGACCCCCAACCUAUGUUUACCAAUGAGGCAGCAACAGUUGGAUGCGGGUCAGCAGAGUAAGGACAAAGGCGGCUAUGAAAAAUACUUCGUCGACUGCCAAUCAACUUUUGCGGGACUCGAUUAUCAGCCAACACCGCGAAACACGAUGGACGACUCACCAACAGACCGCGAGGCAUUCUAUGAGAGGCUGUACGAACUGGGAGGUUUCAGGUUUUGGUUCAACAAUUAUCAGGACUUAAUAUUCAACACAACUGCAAAUCGAGAGGCAUACGAAUUCUGGGCCCGAAAGACCCGUAGCAGAAUCACCGAUCCAAUUAAGCGCGACCUUUUAGCUCCAUUGGAACCUCCCCAUCCAUUUGGAGCAAAGAGGCCAUCUCUUGAGCAGGACUUCUAUGAGCAGGUCGAUAAGCCAAAUGUCCACAUUAUCGACACUAAGAGCCAUCCCAUUGUCGAAGUCAGGCCUGAGGGGAUCGUUACGGCGGAUGGAAAGUGCCAUGAGGUUGAUAUUAUCGCUGUUGCCACGGGAUUUGAUGCAGUAACUGGUGGCUUGAUGCUCUUAGGAUUGAAAGACACUGAUGGAAUCGAUCUCUGUGAGCGUUGGAAGGAUGGUAUGUCGACUUACUUAGGGAUGGCGAUCAGUGGAUUCCCGAACAUGUUCCUCUCGUAUAGCCUCCAAGCCCCAACUGCCUUUGCAAAUGGACCUACUAUAAUCGAACUUCAGGGGAAUUGGAUUACUUCCAUCAUAAGCAGAAUGGAAAGUGAGGGUGUUCGAUCAAUCACGGCUACCAAAGAGGCCGAGAGUUCUUGGAAUGACGAAGUAAAUACUGUGGCAAACGCGACCGUCCUACCUCUGGCCAAUUCAUGGUAUAUGGGGUCAAACAUCCCCGGCAAGCCAGUCCAAUCACUGAAUUAUAUUGGAGGUCUACCUACGUAUCGCGAGAGAUGCGACAAUGCUAUCAACCGAGACUUUCUGGGAUUUGUUAAAAACUGA